Molecule: messenger RNA, 971 nt
Organism: Bemisia tabaci
Lineage: Eukaryota; Metazoa; Arthropoda; Insecta; Hemiptera; Aleyrodidae
Source: RefSeq, a predicted model, not a curated record
UUACUCAUUACCAUGACCCAUGCGAUCAGUUCCCAUCGCACUCCUCUUUGAUGAUGCCAACUAGUGAAUUCCCGUAGGUUUUCACUUGGACCAACUUUUUCCACUCGAUAAGCAGGUGUGAUUUGUUAUUAUGGUUAACUUAUUCCUUUUGACCGCUUUGACCCUCGUGGGUCUGACCUCUUUGGUGCAGGUCAGCGGCCAACAACAACCUCAACAACCUCAACAACCUCAACAACCUCAACAACCACGCCGCCGGUUCGGACUUCCGACCCAAGCACCCCCAGCAUGGGCGGUGACCAUCUACAAGGACAAACUGGGCGGUGGCGACAGCGCCAAUAUGACUGGACCUGGUUGUCGCGGCGUCCCAGACGGAUUCAAUGACGAGAUGUCGUCUCUCCGCGUAACUGCGGGCUGCGUCCAGCUCUUCAAAGAUAAAGACUGCCAAAAACCUUUGGGGACUUUCACGGUCAAUGACAUAAUGAGAAACGACAAUCUCCAGGACAGCGGCUACAACGACGAAGUCUCAUCGCUUGGCGAUUGCGGCGCCCCACCUGCGCAGCCGCCAGGCGGGAAAUGAGCGCUGAGAAGAAGAUGAGUGCAAUCCGUAGUUUCAUUGAUUUUGGCGAUAACCUGCACAAUUUAUAUUACCUACCGAAAACUCCAAGCCGGAAAUUGAUGGUCACCAACACGAUAUCUUCUGCAAGGAGAAAUUCUGGACCAUAAACGUGGCUGUUGCUGGAUCCUACCAGCCAUCGACCGCCGUGAACGAAAAAUAGAACGGGAAGUUUCUUUUUACACCCUCGCAACACCGGAAUCUAAAAGAAAAAAAAGUGCAACAUUUGUAAAGGCUUCAGAAUUGAACUACAAAAAAUUAAAGUAUUUUUAACAAUUUUACGUAAUGUCAAUAACCUUUUUGUAGAAAAUAUAAUCCACAAAAAUGGUAGAUGAAUAAAAGAAAUGAAAACUUAAAA